Octodon degus (degu) is the source of this 1693-nucleotide messenger RNA. It is a transcript of the gene Oasl, whose product is annotated as 2'-5'-oligoadenylate synthetase like. Lineage: Eukaryota; Metazoa; Chordata; Mammalia; Rodentia; Octodontidae. The transcript is spliced from 6 exons. Gene Ontology annotation, biological process: negative regulation of viral genome replication; defense response to virus; regulation of ribonuclease activity. The record is from RefSeq and is a predicted model, not a curated record. Bases 23 to 1570 code for a protein of 515 amino acids. Gene Ontology annotation, molecular function: nucleotidyltransferase activity; protein binding; double-stranded RNA binding. Gene Ontology annotation, cellular component: membrane; nucleoplasm; cytosol.
AGCAGUGGGACUCUCAGCAGAGAUGGCCCUGGCCCAGGAGCUCUACGACACCGCAGCCUCCAGGCUGGAUUCCUUCGUGGCUCAAUGGCUGCAGCCCACCCGGAAAUGGAAAGAAGAGGUGCUGGAGGUUGUUCGCACCGUGGAGCAGUUCCUGAGGCAGGAGUUCUUCUGCUGGGAGCAAGGGCUGGACCAGGAGGUGCGAGUGCUGAAAGUUGUCAAGGUGGGCUCCUUCGCGAAUGGUACAGUAAUCAGAGGCACCGCGCAUGUGGAGCUGGUGGUGUUCCUGAGCUGUUUCCGUAGCUUCCAAGAAGAGGCCAAGCACCACCAAGCUGUCCUGAGACUGCUAAGGAAAAAAGCAUGCUGUUGCCAGGACCUGCUGGCCCUCGGGCUAAGUGACCUGAGUGUGGCCCAAGGAGUCCCUGACACUCUCAUCUUCACCAUCGAGACCAGAGAGACUGCAGAGCCUAUUGAUGUCACCAUUGUGCCUGCCUACAGGGCCCUGGGACCUUCUGUUCCCAACUCUGAGAUACCCCCAGAGGUCUACGUGAGUCUGAUCAAAGCCUGUGGAUACCCUGGAAAUUUCUCCCCAUCCUUCAGCGAGCUGCAGAGAAACUUUGUAAAACAUCGGCCCACUAAGCUGAAGAGCCUGCUCCGGCUGGUAAACUACUGGUACCUGCAGUAUGUGAAAGCCAAGUGCCCCAGGGCCAACCUGCCUCCUCUCUAUGCCCUGGACCUGCUGACCAUCUAUGCCUGGGAGAUGGGUACCCAUAGAGAGGAGAGCUUCAGUUUGGCUGAAGGCCUCACCACCGUGAUGGAACUGCUCCAGGAUGCCGAGCUCGUCUGUAUCUACUGGACCAAGUACUACACGCUCCAGAACCCAGUCAUCGCAGGUGUUAUCAGAAAACAGCUCAAAAAAGAGAGGCCCAUCAUCCUGGACCCAGCAGAUCCCACACACAAUGUGGCAGAAGGGUACAGAUGGGACAUAAUGGCUCAGAGGGCCUGCCAGUGCCUGAAACAGAACUGUUGCUAUGACAACAGUAACACUCCAGUCCCCGGCUGGGAUGUGAAGAGAGCCAGAGACAUCCAGCUGACGGUGGAGCAGUGGGGUCACUCUGAUUUGGUCAUCUGGAUGAACCCUUAUGAGCCCGUAUCAAAGGUGAAAGAGAAAAUCCGGCAGAGCCGAGGCCACACAGGCCUGCAGCGCCUGUCUUUCCAGGAGCCUGGCGGUGAACGGCAGCUCCUCAGCAGUCACAGCUCACUGGCCUACUAUGGGAUCUUCUCUGACACCCACAUCUGCCUGCUGGUCACUGUAUCCCCUGAGAUCCAAGUCUUCGUGAAGAACCCGGAUGGUAGGAGCCACGCCUAUGCCAUCCACCCCUACCAAUUCGUUCUGGGCCUGAAGCAGAGUAUUGAAGACAGGCAGGGGUUCCCCAGCAAGCAGCAGCAGCUGGCGUUCCAGGGCCACGUCCUGCAGGACUGGUUUGAUUUUGCAUGCUAUGGCAUCCAAGACAGCGACACAAUCAUCCUCUCCAAGAAGGCGACAGAAGAGGCUCUCCUUUCACCCAGAUAGUUUCCUUGGUUUUCCAUGCAUUUCUGCCACCAUGUCCAGAACUCAGGACUGGGAGAAGAAGAGUAUUUGCCUCCUAUGUAUGAGGUCCUAGGCUCAAUUAUUGGACUAUGAAAGAAAGAAAAA